Molecule: messenger RNA, 3864 nt
Organism: Myxocyprinus asiaticus (Chinese sucker)
Lineage: Eukaryota; Metazoa; Chordata; Actinopteri; Cypriniformes; Catostomidae
Product: leucine-rich repeat and immunoglobulin-like domain-containing nogo receptor-interacting protein 2
Exons: 6
Coding region: 1030-2877 (615 amino acids)
Cellular component (GO): plasma membrane; extracellular region
Molecular function (GO): protein binding
Source: RefSeq, a predicted model, not a curated record
CAUUGUGCUGGGUGGGAGAAAUUCAAGAGACAAUGAAAUUCACAAUCAAGAAAAAUAACUGACACAAGGAUUAAAGAAAUAAGAAUAGCUUUGACUUGCACCUCAGGAGUGCUGGUUUGUGCUCCUCUUCAGCCUCGUUAUGGAUACGUCUGCCUGAUUGCGGAUUGUGAGCGGAAGUCUGAAAGUUCUCGGGGAUGUGAGCACUUGCGAAGGAUGUACUAAGCUGAGCACUGCACGGCAGGAUUUUUCAAGGUUGGAGUGCAGCUGCUGUCUCUAGCCACUGAAAAGAGAACCUUGCGUACGAAGAGAACUGCCUCAGUUUCUCUCUCUCUCUCUCUCUCUCUUUCUAAUUAAACAGAAACAAGCAGCAUCCUUCAGUCCCAGGGUUUGCAAUGGAAGACAUCCAAAGGAAAAAUAACGGAGCAGAACAAAUUGGGAAUUAAAAAAGUCAGGAGUAAUCAAGGGAAUCUAAAGCAAGAACAUUAAAAAAGAAAACAAAAAUAAGUUGAUACCAGAUUACAUCUCAGGCUAUUUUUUAUUUUAUUUAUAUUUUUGGUUUGUGUUGGGGGCUAAUCUGAAAAGAUUUGGUUGUGCAUUGCUUUGCUUCAGCCAGUCUGUGGAGUAUAGGAUCACAAAUAGCAUUUCAAGGCCAUGGACGUAGCAUCUUCUCCCUCCUGUUGGCUUACCAUGGCGAACUGUUCUGUUUUUAAGUGAUCCUGCAGUGAAAAUUCUGCUGUGUGCAGAGGUCUUGACAUGACAACUGAGAACUGAAACAAAAAAGAUCCCACAUUGGCAUUUGUGUUCAGAAGACCUAGCAGGUCAUACUGCACAUGUGGACAUAAGGCUGUCCUUGAAGUGAAAUGUUUGUACGCAGAUUUCACACAUAAAUUUGUGUGCACACACGAUUUAAAAGGCACACCCUGAGGAAAAGGCAUUAAGUAAAGAAAAAACAAAACUAAACAAUAAACAAAAAACAAAAAAACAAGAUGGUCAAAGGGAAGAUUUCUUCUCCAAGUGAGCCAUGACAGUAUGGUGUACUGUUUGAGUCGAGUCAUGCUGCACACAGCCGUGUCUUGCUGGCAGCCUUUGCUGGGGCUGGCCCUGAUGGCCAUUUUCGUGGGCUCCAGUCUGGCCUGCCCCUCCCGCUGUGAGUGCUCCGCCCAGAGCCGCUCUGUCAUCUGCCACCGCAAGCGCUACACCGCUAUCCCUGAUGGAAUCCCCAUCGAGACACGAAUCCUUGAUCUCAGCAAGAAUCGCAUCCAGGCCGUCAACCCUGAUGACUUUGCUGCCUACCCACACGUAGAAGAACUGGACCUGAGUGGGAACAUCAUUGCCUACGUAGAGCCCGGGGCCUUCAACUCUCUCUAUAGCCUCCACUCACUGAGCUUAAAGAGCAACCGCAUCAAGCUCCUCUCGUUAGGUGUCUUCUCUGGCCUCACCAAUCUGACCACACUGGAUAUCAGUGACAACAAAGUUGUCGUUCUGGUGGAUUUUAUGUUCCAGGACCUGCGCAACCUAAGGUCACUGGAGGUUGGUGACAAUGAGCUAAUUUACAUUUCUCAUCGGGCUUUCAGUGGACUAUUAUCACUGGAGAGCUUGACGCUGGAGCGCUGUAACUUGACGGUGGUGCCCACAGAUGCCCUAUCUCAUCUGCACAGCCUGGUGAGUCUACACAUGCGCUACCUCAGCAUAAGCAUCCUUCACCCCUACUCCUUCAAGAAGCUAUUUCACCUCUGUCACCUUGAGAUCGACAACUGGCCAUCACUUGAUGUGUUCCCAGCUAACUCUCUGAAUGGCCUCAACCUAACCACACUUUCGGUGACCAACACCAACCUUUCCACUUUCCCCUACCAGGCACUUCGCCACCUGCCAUACCUCACACAGCUUAACCUCUCAUACAACCGCAUCCGGACGGUGGAGGGUGGCCUGCUUCAGGACCUGGUGCGAUUGCGAGAGCUGAGGUUGGCCGGAGCUCAAUUGGUGUCCAUCGAACCUUAUGCUUUCCAGGGCAUCCGCUGGCUCCGCUUGCUAAAUGUCUCCCACAACCGCCUCGAUACCCUGGAGAGGGGAGUGUUCCACGCUCCUGAGGCCCUGGAGGUGCUGUUAAUCAAUGACAACCCUCUGGUGUGCGACUGCCGUCUCAUGUGGUUGCUGCAAAGGCGCCAUUCCAUUUCUUUUGGUGAUACCCAGCCAGAGUGCAGCACACCAGAGGGCAUCCACGGACGCCCCUUCAAGGAGUUCAAAGAGACCCUGCUAUCCUACUAUGUGACUUGCACCAAGCCGAAGAUACAAGAAAAUCGGACACAGAUGGUAUCAGUUGAGGAGGGACAGUCGGCUCGGUUGUACUGCAGUGCAGAGGGGACCCCACGACCCACCAUUUCCUGGGUCACACCACGCCGACGACACCUGACCAACAGGAGCCACGGCAGGGUGACUGUCCACAACAAUGGCUCUUUGGAUAUCAAGGCAGCUGAAGUUCAGGAUGACGGUGUGUAUAUGUGCGUGGCCUCUAACACAGCAGGCAAUGACACACUUAUGGUAUCACUGGCAGUGAAAAGUCUGGGCUCGCUGUAUGCCAACAGGACCCAGCAUUACACAGAUACGAGCAAUACUACUGCCAACGGUACCAACCUUCCCAAUGUGACCUUUGGCCUUGACCUAAAAACUAUCUUAGUUUCUACAGCCAUGGGCUGUUUCACAUUCCUAGGAGUGGUUCUAUUCUGCUUUCUGCUCCUGUUUGUGUGGAGUCGAGGAAAAGGCAAACAUAAAAACAAUAUUGAUAUUGAGUAUGUGCCACGCUCAAAGUCCAAUGGGACCUGCGCUGAGGAGGCAGAUCAAGGUGCUGGGCCACGGCGCUUUAACAUGAAAAUGAUUUAAGACAUUUAAAGCUAUACCAGUGGGAAUUUACGCAGAUCUUUAUUUCACAAAAGGGACCUGGAACAGGAAUCUUUAAAAUCAAUGCCAGGAAACUUAACAGCUCCAGAGAUUCCAUUCAGGUUUGGUUCAGCUUGGACUUCAGUGAAUUCACAAAGGAUAACAUGUGUCAAUAUUUAACCAUUUUCAUUUUCUAUGAAACCCUCUGGGUAAGAGGGGAUGUUCACCAACACUCCUGAAUUGUGUACAGAACAGAUUUGUAAAAUUCAAGUAUUACUCUUAGUUGCCGAGGCUCACAUAUGCUUUCUCACUGCAACCAACAGAUAAUUGGGAAUCUGUUCUCUCAUUCAUUCUCCUGCAUAUAUGUACGUAAUGCCCAGUUAUGUAUGUGUAUGUUAACAUGUAAAAUUACUUUCUUUUGUUUCAAAAUGUAAUGACCGCCAAAAUUUGCAUUUCCUAUGUGUUUGAAGGAAACAUGACCAAGCCAUCGUCUCGCUUCUCAAACUGUUUGAGGCUGGAGGACAAAAAGAUUUAGUGGGUAUGAAAUGUUAACUGAAGAAAGUGUGUGCCGUUUGUCUACCCCAAGUUAUUCUCCUUAUCUGAAGAAUAUUAUAUUUGUUUAUAAUCUGGAGAAAAAAAAAGAAGAGAGAUUAUUUAUUAAAAAAGGCCUUUAAAAUCAAAUUCAAUAAUACAAGGUGAACAUUUUCAAAUUGUUUAAAAACAUGCAUUUUAUUAUGAUUUUGCUGUAAGUAUACACCUUAAUUUCAAACAUACACCCAUGUUUGGUUGUGCUCUUGUCCAUUACGUGACUCUAACCCCUUACCUGGUACAAAAUACAAAAUGUCUUCAUUUCCAUUCGUCAACAUUAUAAUUUUUUUAUUUUUCCUUCCCUAGUAAGAAAAUCUGACUUUGUUGUGGUAGUUUCUCAUUUUGUUGUUGAAUCAUUUAGAUUGUAAACAGUUAAAAAGUAAAAGAUAAAAAUACAUGUAU